Neocloeon triangulifer is the source of this 2113-nucleotide messenger RNA. RefSeq lists its product as uncharacterized. The transcript is spliced from 8 exons. The record is from RefSeq and is a predicted model, not a curated record. Gene Ontology annotation, molecular function: phosphatidylserine binding; calcium ion binding; SNARE binding. Bases 123 to 1862 code for a protein of 579 amino acids. NCBI's taxonomy places the organism in Eukaryota, Metazoa, Arthropoda, Insecta, Ephemeroptera, Baetidae. Gene Ontology annotation, biological process: regulation of dopamine secretion; calcium-ion regulated exocytosis; cellular response to calcium ion.
UGGGUGCACCACAAUAUCAGACCAGACUUUUCCUCCACUUUCUUUCGGAUGUCACGCAAACUCAGUCGCAGGCAGCCGAACCAAACUUCAGUUUAUUCGCAACUUUGCAAUUGUCAAGCAACAUGUGGUCGUCGUUCCUCUGCUGCUUCAAGUGGCUCAAGUUCUCCAACAAGGCCAAGCGUUCAGGUGGCGUCAGACAUGACCCAGGAAAGUAUGGUCACUACAGGGGCGGCCCAUCCCAGGGUGCUUACAAAAGACGGAAAGUCUCAAGAAUAGCUGGGACGAUUUCCAUGGAGGAUGUGCGGGACGAGGGCAUCAGCCCUAGCAGCAGCAGGAGUGGUAUCAAUUCUCCCGACAGGUCCAGAGCUGCCUCCCCAGUUCAUGGUGAGAGUGGAAGUCGUAACCACGGAACCGCAAACACUUUGUUGACCGUGCCAAUGCGCGGCAUGGGCAAAAAGAGGUUCAUCACGCCUUCACUCGCCGCCUCAACCCCGGAUUUGCGAACGGCGCAGCAGGAAGAAAUGAAACAUCAGUUUGACGAGGGGAAUUUAAAAGACAACAGUUGGCUGUCCUCUCAAAGCAUCACCAAUUUGUCUUCUAAUUAUGAAAGGAAUAUCACUAGCAGGUCUAAUUCUCCUGUAAGAGGAAAAAAAGAUAUUGAAGUUACAACGCACAAAGAGAAAUUAUAUAACACUGAAAGCUCUGCUUCUGCUUCGGUCAGUGAAUUACCAGAGGCCGACCAAGAUACAAGAAAGGCGCGUAAGAGAGAUUUCCUCACCUUGCCAUUUCAACACCUCAAGAGCAAACUUUCAAGUUCAACACCAAAUUUAGCAAAAAAUAAGCAAACCGUUGGAAGCGGAUCAAAUUUCUUUGUUGAAAAUGAGCCCGAGAGGGACCCGGAGGAGAGCGCCUGUGUGGCAAAGCAGCACGGACUCAACUUGGAAAUGUACCUGGCCGAGCAGCAAACAAGUGAUGCUUCACCGUCGCCAAGUCCGACCAAGAAAUUUUCUUGUAUUACAGAGGACUAUUCUUUUGGCUCCAUCAUUUUGACGCCCGGAUACCAGCACGGACAGUUGAAGGUUGCAAUAAAAAAGAUUCAGGGUUUGCCAUUCAAGGGGAAGAAGCCGCUGCAGUACUCUGUUCUUAUCAAGGUCCAGGUCAUGCCUGAGAAUAAAAAGAUUCCCAUUCGAUAUAGUGGACACAACGUUGUCAAAAUGUCCCCAAAUCCAAUCAUGGACGAAGAAUUCAUUUGGAAUGGGGUCGCCAUUCUGGACAGCAGUUUUCUUCGAAUCUCAGUCUAUGAAAAGGGCAGGCAGGAGAGGUAUGACGCAAUUGGUCACGUCUUGUAUCCCUUGAUACAGUCUGACUUGAUCAAGUUCAAGCAAGUCAACAGUCCCUUGAGAAGAACAUCUGCACCUUCUCAGAAUAGAGGUCUAGUCCAAUUAUCUUUGGCGUUCUCGGAAGAAAAUACAAUUGACUUAAAUGUCUUUCAAGUGUCAGGCUUGCAAUUGCAUGACGAAAAAUUAUUAGAAACGUCAAGCUUUUACUUGAAAGCAGGUAUGUACGUCAAAGGGAAAAAAGAAAAGUCGGAGAAGUCCAAGAAAAGUCCCUUGGAAGAAUCUGGUGAACUGUUCUUUGACCAUAAGUUUCGAUUCCCAAAAUUGCCCGAAAAUACUUUGGCAGACAGCAUGCUAGUGCUGAGUGUGUUGCACAAGAAUGGCAGAUUCGGCCACGAAGUUGUGAUUGGCAAAGUUGCAAUCGGACCAUACUUUUUCUUGAAAGAUGAGCAAACAGACUGGGGAAGAGUGGUUUUGGGUAAAAAGACCAUCACGUCCUGUUAUUAUUUGCAAACGAUUGAGUGAAUUCAACUUUGUUAAAACAUUUAUUGUUGCAUUUUCGUAUUAAUUUAAUAUUAUUUCAUCAAAAACGAUUAUGUGAGUAAAUAAAAACCUAAAUUACAUGAUCCUUUGCAUAAUACACAAACACUUAAGUAAUCAUCAUCUUGAUUAAUAUAACUGAAACCUUAAGUAAGUUUUAAAUUAAGAAAAUAAUACAAUCACACCGAUCACAUACAAAAUGACUAUUCAUACAAUUCUCACAUCAAUGAGAUCAA